Molecule: messenger RNA, 1190 nt
Organism: Mixia osmundae IAM 14324
Lineage: Eukaryota; Fungi; Basidiomycota; Mixiomycetes; Mixiales; Mixiaceae
Exons: 4
Coding region: 29-1042 (337 amino acids)
Source: RefSeq, a predicted model, not a curated record
CGAGGGCAAGGCCGAAAGCGCACCCGUCAUGGCUAAUAGACUUCGCAUCUUUGAUGAUGAGAACCGGGUCGAACCAAGCACUGCGCGACACAAGAGCACAAACCUACUCAAACAGGGCAGAUCAGGCGUCACACCGGCAGGCAAGGCCGCGCUGAGCACCCCAGGGCGACCGAGACAGCCUCUCCUAGUGGACAUCACCAACACAGGCGCGACAAAAACACCCGGUCAUGCCUCAAAGGCUAACAAGCCAACUUUCGCGCUCGAUGUCACUUCGACGCCCUUGCGUACCGUCCCCUCGACGCCUUUGCCUGGCCCGUCGGUGCAGCGAACAGCAUCAAAGCCUACGAGCAACCUGCUGGGAACGGAGCUCUACUCGCCCGGCAUGUUCAGGACGCCCUCACCUGGAAAGAGACGCUCCAGAAGUACGCGCUCGCUGCUCGUUCGCCCUGACCUGCUGGAGGAGCGCAUACAAGAAGACGCAAAGGAGGAAGAACGUAUCAGACAGGCAGAAGCAGCCGCAGAAGCCACACGCUUGCGACUACUCCAAGAAGCGGAUGAGGACCGCGAAGUCGAGCUGCCCGCUUUUGGUGGUCGCUGUGAAGAGGAACUGUUCGAGCCCGACCACAUAACAGUCAACCGAGAGGAGCUAGAGGCACUCGCCAAGCGAAUCGAUUAUCCCUCUAUAUCUUACGAACGUGCCUUGGAAAAUCUAUGGGGACUCCAUGACGAGCCCAUCGCACCCUUUGAGCCAGCAUUUGAGCCCAUGCCAGACCUAUCGUUCUUGCGCUCGGCAUCCGAAGAUUCUGAUCCAGACGACAGCCUACUCACGCCUCGUCGUUCCUCUACCACAAGCAAACGCAAGACCAAGGGACGCUCAUCGCUGCCGCUCCCGAUUCCUUCUACCGCGCGACGCUUUCCGACUGAAAAGCCGUUGCGAUUGACGGCCAGCAAAAUUCCAGUUCCUAUCGCACGACUCUCGCCCCGCAAGAUCACGCCUCAGCUUAUUGACGGACUCGUGGAGGACUUUCGCUUCUCGCUGUAGUAUCACAGAUUGGGCAUGCGCAUCAGCAUUUGUUGUUGUCGUUCUUGCACUUGUCUUGUCUGGCUAUGUGUACUUCUAAGCGUCUGGCUAUGUGUGCUUCGGAGCUGUCUGGUGGAACUCAUAGGAUCACGUCUAUCGCACAUGAAAG